AUGUCAUCAUCAUCACCGCCUGAUAUUCCUCCUUUCCUAGCUACAAUCCUCUCAUCUCGAAUUACCUCCAUUCCUCCUCCCGAUCCUCCCGUAUCAAGCUCUACAUCCAACCCUUCAGCCAACCCUUCACCAAUCUUACAGCAACCACAAUCUCAACCUCCUAAUCCUCUAUACCUUCCUCCACCGGCUUUACCAAAAGUUGAAGAAGACUUGGUCCCUCCUGAGAACUUUGCGUUGGUAUCCAAGGGAGUGUACAGGAGUGGAUUUCCGAAGAAAAGGAAUUUUGGAUUUAUGGAGACUCUGAGGUUGAAAACUGUUUUGACCCUCGUGUUAGAAGAUUAUCCAGAAGCGAAUUUAGAAUGGUGUCAAUCCCAAGAUAUACAAUUUAUGCAAUUUGGUAUACCAGGUAAUAAAGAGCCUUUCGAUAAUAUCCCAGAAGACGUCAUUUGUUCUGCACUUGUAGCGAUCCUGGAUCAGAGGAAUCACCCAAUACUGAUACACUGUAACAAAGGCAAACACCGAACAGGCUGUCUAAUAGGAUGUAUCCGUCGUCUCCAGUCAUGGUCCCUCACAUCGAUAUUCGACGAAUAUCGAAGAUUCUCUUCUCCCAAAUCCCGAGCAGUAGAUCAACAGUUCAUCGAUCUUUUCGAUCUGAUGCCCGUUUGGAAAGAGGUUACUGGUAGUAGUAAAGGAGGAGGGGUUGGGAAUUUACCUGAUUGGGGGAUGUUGAGUUUGCCUAGAAGGGGUGUUCUCACACCCGACCAGAAUCGGAAUCAGAAUCAGAUUCAGCAUGAGAAGGGAAAGCAGAUACCUCUUGAAGCGAUAUCUAUGUCGAUCGAUGAUAAUUCACCACGAACAGGAGGGAAAGCCAACAGGGAUUGGAAGGGUGAUGGGAAUGAUGUUGGUAAUGGUAAUGAAAAUGAAUAUAAGAGGGAGACCGGAAUUACUAGUUUACGUUUGGAUCAACAACAACUACACCUACAGCAGACACAGCGGCGGAAUCAACGAGAUAAAAUCAGCACACAUGAUGAUAAUAUUAAUCAGAGUUCGACUUGCACUCCCGUAUCAAUCAUUGUAGAUGGUGAAGAUCAAAGUCAAAAUAGUGAGAAUAAAAGUAUAAAUGAUAUUGUACAUUUAGAAAAUCAAAAGCCUCAUCAACAGGAUCAAGCGGAAGAAGGUGGGAUAAUAAGUAUCGAUAUUAAUGUAGAUGGGAUAGAAGAGUUGAAGAAGGUCGAUGGGAUAAUACAUCUAACUUCGAAAGUAGAGGAAGUGGCUAUAAAUUGA
Kwoniella mangroviensis CBS 8507 is the source of this 1284-nucleotide messenger RNA. RefSeq lists its product as uncharacterized. Gene Ontology annotation, biological process: protein dephosphorylation. Gene Ontology annotation, cellular component: cytoplasm. NCBI's taxonomy places the organism in Eukaryota, Fungi, Basidiomycota, Tremellomycetes, Tremellales, Cryptococcaceae. The record is from RefSeq and is a predicted model, not a curated record. The coding region runs from base 1 to 1284 and encodes 427 amino acids. The transcript has 4 exons. Gene Ontology annotation, molecular function: phosphatase activity; inositol diphosphate tetrakisphosphate diphosphatase activity.